This is a messenger RNA of Lotus japonicus, 1800 nucleotides long. RefSeq lists its product as uncharacterized. The transcript is spliced from 6 exons. The coding region runs from base 127 to 1551 and encodes 474 amino acids. NCBI's taxonomy places the organism in Eukaryota, Viridiplantae, Streptophyta, Magnoliopsida, Fabales, Fabaceae. The record is from RefSeq and is a predicted model, not a curated record.
UUAAAACAGGUCAAGCUGGCUUGUAGCCUAGAGUGGCAGUGCUCAAUUCUCUCGCCUCUACAAAACACGAAUACCCUAAUUGAUUCAUUCUAUAACUGGGUAGGGCAUUCAUAUGAUUUGGGGAAAAUGGGUGGCAAUCCAGAGGAAGCUGACAUAGGAAAAGAGACUGUAACUGUUGCAUUUGAAGAAUCAGAAGAACAAAAAGUGGUUUUGCAGCCUGAAACUGAGUUUAAGGGAAUGGAGCAGGUUCCUUUGUUUGGUGGAGAUGGGGAGGAGGAUGUGCAAGUUAAUAUAACUGGGAGUGUGUGCUUAGGUUCUGGUGGCAAGUUGGUGGGAGAAGGUGCUUGUCAGGGUCUCAUUGACAACACUGAGUGUUCCAGUUCUAGUUCUUUUUCUGAUACAGGUUCUGGCGUAGAGACUGACUCAGGCUCGGCAUUCACCGAUUCUGAAGGUGAAUCGCCGGUGCGUGAUGAUUGGAGUGAGCCACUUCUGUUCAGAAAGAAAAAGCUGACUGAUCAUUGGAGGAAGUUCAUUCGUCCUCUUAUGUGGCGCUGUAAGUGGAUAGAAUUGCAUGUGAAGAAACUCAACUCUCAAGCAUUGAAAUAUGAAAAAGAGCUUGCGGAAUAUGAUUAUAGAAAGCAGCUUGAGUUCUUAAAAUUCUCAAUAGAUGACUUUGGCGUCAAGUCGGUACCGGUGUCUGAUAGCAUUUACAGGAAUAGAGUUAUGAAGAGAAAGAAAAGGAAGAGAGCUGAAGAAUGUGAUUUGUCAUCAUAUGUGUCUAACCACAAUAUAUUCUCUUACUAUGAGAACAAAAACUGUAGGCAUGAUGCUGGUUUGGAAGAUUUUCAUAGUGAUGCAGUUGCUAUACCUAUGAGUAAUGUCGAUAAUAUUGAAGAGCUCAAGUUGAACGAUAUGUUGUCUUCUCUACAUCGUGAAGAUAAUGAUAAAUCCUUCAAUGACAUCCUUCAAAAGAUUGAAAAACUCCAGUCACAAGUUGGGAAUUUGAAAACUCGGAUUGAUAAUGUGAUUAGUGAGAAUCCAGGAAAUUUCUGCUAUGUAUCUCAAUUGAGCAUGAUUGAGCCAUCUGAUGGAUUUAAUCAUUCUGGUCAUGGUUCUGCUUCUUUGGCUGGGAAUGAAAACCAACUUCCAGUUAGCUUUAUUCAUGCUUCAUCUCAGCAUAAAUCUGAGUUAUACGUGGAAGAUCAAUUAUUGGCCAAAAAUACAUUAUCAACUCUUGAAGCCAACACUAAUAGGCCUCAGCUUGUAGUUCUGCAUGAAAAUAUUAAGGAAGAAGUUCUCAUAGAAAAUGAGGCAAUUAAGGAAGAGUGGCAUGAUUUUGAGAAUGUUAACAGUCAGUUUUUGGAGAAAACCGAGGGAUUAGUUGAAGAGCAGAAAUCCAUUACCCCAUCAGAAUCUGACUUAAUCAUUGACAAUAAUGUACGUAAGGUGCGUUCUACUUUAAGAGCAUGUUCUUCAUUGAGGUCAAGAAAGCCUAGCUUCACAAGGACGGGAAGGAAGAUAUCUGGCCACAAGAGUUGGAGUAGGAGAUAACCUGGUUUAAGUUAAAUAUGGCUACCAUGAUGAUUUCUUGAUAACUGGAGAAGCUGAGAAUUCUUCAUAAUUUUUUUUUUGCAUCAAGGAAUGAGUCAAUGAUACAUUUUGUAAUUAUGGUUGGCAUGCUCUAUCUUCAGAGGAAGUUUUUUUAUUUUUUCGAGUACUCUUAUCCGAGGGAACUUUCUUUGCGAUGUACUUGGAAUUAUUACAUCAGUAAUUGAAUGAAUAUUUUUUUCCCUCCAUUUA